Messenger RNA from Amphimedon queenslandica, 1654 nucleotides. Its product is annotated as formin-like protein 14. The record is from RefSeq and is a predicted model, not a curated record. The transcript is spliced from 3 exons. NCBI's taxonomy places the organism in Eukaryota, Metazoa, Porifera, Demospongiae, Haplosclerida, Niphatidae. The coding region runs from base 75 to 1532 and encodes 485 amino acids.
GCCAUGACAACCUCAAAUUUUAUUAGCAUUGAUAGUCAGCGGUCUCAGCCGGUCUGGAAGAUAAGUCAGUCAAGAUGUCCCAAGAUCUGCUCCAGAAGAAGAUACCUCCCAGCAGGCCCACGAGGCCUCCUCCACGAAGACUAGCAAGUAAUGCAGCCGCCUCUACUCCUUCUCCCCCUCCUCGGCCGUCUAGGCCUCCAACCUCGUCACAGCAUAAACUACAAGAGAAGGCUGACAAGCCUCCCGCUCUGCUCUCUCCAGAGAAGAAGGAGAUAAGAGUCCUUCCUCCACAUCCACCGCCUCCUCUAUCCACUUCUUAUCAACAGCAUAAGGUUGAGAAAAGAAACUCGUCUUCAUCACUCACCACUCCUCCGCCUUCUUCACACUCAUUCUUGACACUUCAAGCAAAGAGAGAGAAAAAGGACCCGCCACCAGCUCGUCCGGAUUAUAGUCCUGUUUUCAUUGUUAAGCAUCGCUCAAAGUCUUCUGAAAACUUAACUCUACCUAGAUAUAAUAAUAAUUCUCCAUUCCUUACUGUCAAAGCAACAGGUACUAAUCCUCCUUCAGAGUUACCCCCAAGGAGUAAAACUCCACAGUAUUCUUACUACACCCCUCCACCUGUUACUAGAGUAUUAAGCCACAAGGACAAAGAAGGACCUAAUACUCGUCCAGCUCCUCCUGUUCCCUCUCCUAGAAGAAACAAGAAUAAAGGUCCCAUCAUAAGCAGACCGCCUGAGCCUUUACCACGCAGUAACAUUAGUAAAGAAAUACAGUUAAGAACACCUCCGAUUCCUAGGGAAAGAUCUCGAGCUACUAGAGAACCAGUGGCUAACUCCUUAUCUUAUACUGCACGUACAUACCCUCCUCCUCUCUCCCUUACAGAACCCGUUCCUCUUUUCAGCAAAACUUCUCUCUCUCCCUCUCACUCUGUCCCAGAAGACAUCUAUACCUUACCAGACACAACCACUAAUCGUGCUCUAUCUAUUCAGUCUGAGCCAGAUGCCAUAGAAUGGUAUGCUAGCUCGGAUGAUGCUGUCCAUAAAAAUGAGUUAGAGCAAGACACAAGGUAUGCAGUUCCACAUGUACAUGGUGUUGUUGCUCAUGAUUCUCAUAAAGAAACAAUCGAGUGGUAUGCCAGUACAGAUGACAUUGACCAUCCAUUUAAGGAAGAGAGUUUGUCAACAACUACUGAAGACAUCGGUGAAGAUGGAUACAUGGUAAUGAGCUCCAUAUCUGGUCAUGUGGGUAGUGAUAGUGGAAUUGGAGGAGAGGAAAUAGAAGGAGGUGAUAAUAUGUAUCUGCCAUUGAAUACUUUGGAGAUGGAUGAGGAAAAUACUUAUAGCAUUCCUGUUAGUAAUGGGAGUACACCAAUUGAUACUAUCAUUGAAGAGCCUCCACUUUAUACUGAUCCAGCCUCACUUAAUACAUACAUAUCUUCAUCGGUUCCAACCGACAUAUACAUGGCUUUGCAGGAAACCAAUGACACUAAUGGGUCAGUUUAUCAACCACUUGUGGCUAGUAAAAUUUCUUGAUAAAAAGACUAUUUUAAAGAUUCUUUUUUGUAUUUUUUAUGUUGUGUAUUUUAUUUUUGAAAAUAUGUAUUUAUAAUUAUUAUUGUUAACUUUAAAUUAAUAGUCAGUUAGUAUUAAUAAAA